Trichoplax adhaerens is the source of this 672-nucleotide messenger RNA. RefSeq lists its product as uncharacterized. The transcript has a single exon. Lineage: Eukaryota; Metazoa; Placozoa; Uniplacotomia; Trichoplacea; Trichoplacidae. The record is from RefSeq and is a predicted model, not a curated record. Bases 1 to 672 code for a protein of 223 amino acids.
AUGGUCGAUGAGAGCACAAGCACGGCGACAGUGGCGAACUUUGUAUGCGUGACUUGCAAUAGUCCAACAAGCGGUGCUCAUCAGUGUUCCAGCUGUAAGAAGUAUUGCCAUGCACUUCCAAGUUGCUGUGAACUAGGAGAGGAAAAAGACUUCGGUACACCCGUCACUUGUUUGCUUUGCUGCAAAGUAGCUCGAGUAAAAGAGAAAAGCCUUGAAUCGAAGAGAAAACAAGAAGAACAGAAAAGGGUGAUGUUGACCAGGUCUAGAAAGCGCUUCAAGAGUGCUCACAUUGAUGAUACUGUCCUUGUUCCAGUGCCAGCAGUAAAUAGGGGACGUGUCAACUUGAGUAACGUGAAAGCUGUAAUAACGGAGAGCUAUGGCAACAAUUUCUUCAAAUUAGGCACUAAAUACGGAACUUUAAAGCAACGUUACUCGCGUAAUCAGUUUACUGUUUGCACAGAACGUUAUAUUCGUACUACAGAUGUCCCUAGCUGCGCUGAAAUUUCGCUACGUGAAUUAGUUAAAAAAGAAUCUGCUACAGGCGGUCAAGGAAUGUUUAAGUGCAACUGUAAAUCAAACUGUAGAAAUUUCAAGUGUAAAUGCUUCGCUGCUAAAGAGAAGUGCAAUAGUAGAUGUCAUAGUAAUAGAACUUGCAGGAACAAAACCGAAUAG